GCCCUGUCGGGGGCGGCCGCGCGCGCCCCGCAGUUAUUGCCCGGCGCGGCGGGGACAGGUGUGGCUGCGCCGCUGCCGCGCAACAUCAUAAAAUCUUAAUCAGGUGAAAAUGGCCCUUAGCAAUUUGACCUCAAAGGCUGUGCUGCUCUAUGAUGAAUGGAUCAAAGAUGCCGAUCCAAGAUUGGAAGGCUGGCCACUCAUGUCUUCACCUUUUCCAACAACUUUUAUCAUUGGAACCUACAUCUAUUUUGUCACUUCACUGGGACCUAAACUCAUGGAAAAUAAAAAACCUUUUGAACUCAGGCAGAUAAUGGCAUUUUAUAACUUUAGUGUGGUAAUACUUUCCUUGUAUAUGACUUAUGAAUUUCUUAUGUCAGGUUGGGCAACUGGCUACUCAUUCCGAUGUGAUAUUGUUGACUACUCGAGGUCACCUACAGCCCUAAGAAUGGUACGAACUUGUUGGCUAUACUACUUUUCCAAGUUCAUUGAAUUAUUAGACACUAUAUUUUUUGUGCUGCGUAAGAAAAACAACCAAGUUACAUUCCUGCAUGUCUUUCAUCAUUCCAUCAUGCCAUGGACCUGGUGGUUUGGAGUCAAAUUUGCUGCAGGUGGCUUAGGAACAUUUCAUGCUUUGUUGAACUGCAUUGUACACGUUAUCAUGUACACUUAUUAUGGAAUCUGUUCUUUGGGGCCGGCCUAUCAUAAAUACUUGUGGUGGAAGAAGUACAUGACGACUAUUCAACUUGUUCAGUUUAUUAUGAUUACAGCCCAUAUAGGACAAAUCUAUAUCAUGGAUGAUUGUCCAUACCAGUAUCCAAUUUUCAUGUUUAUUAUUUGGCUAUAUGGCUCUAUGUUUUUAGUCUUGUUUCUCCACUUCUGGUACCACGCCUACACGAAGGGACAGAGACUACCAAAGAUGACAAGAAAUGGCAUCAACAAAGAUCAGUGAAAAAAACUCUUGACUACGGGGGAAAAAAAAAAUAAAAAAAAAAUGUGUAUGUCAAAGUUAAAACUUGCACUACUUGACAAUCAAGAUAAUUGGGUGCACACACUACACCGUGUAUAUGUUGUAUGUUUUCUUCCAAAGCAGACCUAGUAUUUUUACUAUAAGUUAUUUGGGUUUCAGAAUUUGGGAAAUAGAAGAGCACAGUGUGGAUUUGAUUUUAAAAAAAAAAAAAAAAAAGAGUAAGGAGUCUUCCCUGCAAGAAAUGAAUAGAUAGAUGACAUCUAUCUGGAAGAUGCAGGAAAAUAAAUGUAUUUGAUGAAAAAAUUAAAAUGUGUAUGACAAGUACAAAGUACUUUGAACAUUAAGGGAAAAAUUACAUCACUUUUGUGGUUACAAAUUGUUGAGACAGCUGCAUUUUAUUAAAAGAAAUCAGUAAAUAUCAUCCUUAAACCUAAAGCAUAUUAUGAGUAUAGCUAAUACAUAAAAAGAAAUGUGCUUACAAAUUAUAUUACUUUAAAGAAAGGAAUGCAAGUUAAUAUGUUAAAAUAUGGCACUUAAUUUGAAUAGAGAAUUUUAGAUAUACAUUCUUUUACUGAGAAUUCAUUUCAUGUAGGAAACUUUUACUCAUUUAAACAUUAUUCAAGAUGUAGGAAAGCUACUAAUACGGGGAUUAUCUAAACAGUCUUGCAGUGUAAUGAUCAAAACAAACUACUGAUUUAUUCACCAUAGUAUUAUUGUAUUCUUAUUAGUCAUUGUGUCUAGGAAUAUAUUUUGAUAUAGGUAGGCUACACUGUAGGGAGGAGGAAAUCCUGUAAUCAAGUAAUAAAAAUCUUAGUCCUCACAUAAGUUUUAAAGAAACUGAUUUUGAUUGAAACCUGAAUGUCAGCUACCAUGAUUGUAAUAUGCUGUAUUUUCUUCCAUUCUUAUUACCUAUAAAAAUACCUCCCUGUAUGGAGUUUUAUCACUAUUUUUUGUUGUUAUUGUUUAUGCUUAACAUCUCAAGGUUAAUGUCUCUGUAUUAAUAGGACCGGUUACCUUGUCUCUGUUCCCUCAGACUAGGAAAACAGAUGUGAGCCAUUUUCUGAAUUCCUGAGGGUAGGGUAGGUAGAGGUGGUUCCAUCCAGAUACGGGAUUAACUGGUAUGGUGUUUUCCAUGGGUAGGCAGGUUGUUAGGGCCACAUAUACACAGAAAUUAAAGGACACUGCUAUUUGUAUUCAAGUUGCAUUUAUAGUAUAUGAGUUCAUUAAGGAAAUGGCUCAUGCAACAGACCUGUAAAUGAGGAGAUAAAGGUGUUUAAAUUAAUGUUACCUUUAAAUGUACUGUUUUCUAUUAUGAUCACUGCUAACAAAAAAUAAGCUUGUGAUUUUUUUUUUUUGCUUUGUGCUUUAUCUGAUCUGUGGAAUUUUCAAAUACACAAAACAUUGGUGCAAAUUUUAAUUGCCUCCCUGUUGUACAAUUCCAAGAAAAUAAGUUUUGUAACCUAGAUACUUUUAUGGGGAUAGCAACAUUGAUGUACUGUUAAUGCGAAAAGAGUUUAAACUUUAUCUUGGACAUAUGUUGCGAAUAAUUUCUUACAAAAUUGCAUAUGAAUCUUCUUUAUAAAAACAAAUAAAAAUAAUUUAUAUUUUACCUUUUCAUGACUUAUUCCUUGCAGCUAUCAACUCUCAUGGCAGAUUGCAGUUAGAUUAGGAUUUGGGUAGUGUGUGAUAUAUAUCAUGACCUUGAUUUAGGUGCUUAAUCCUCAAAUCCUUAGUGCUGAGUUCGAUUUCCCUGGCAGAGCAUGGAGGGAGAUUCUGCACAGAUUCAUACCAGCCGAAGUGCUGAGUGGGGAAAUGCCAUCACUGACACCAAAUCUCAAACCAUGCCAGACUGUAUGUGUGCCCUUGGCUUCCAAAGUAGGGGGUUAUCUCCUCACAGCUGGGACCUCGUAUUGUAUAAUAAUGUGUUAAAUAAGUGCUGAUGAAGAAAGAGUUCUCUGUAGUUUUGUAGGUAACUCCAGUUCUUGAGGAACUCAUAGUUUUGGCUGUCCACUUUGCUGUUAUUGCUCCCACCCCAGUUGUACAAAUGCAUAAACAUGCAGGGAUCAGAGCCAGUUGGAAGUUUUACCAGAAGAGAUGGUGCACACGAUCACAGUUUAGGUGGAAUGUGGCCUACGGCUGAGCGUGAGGGACUGUGCACUAUUUUGUUGGUCUGCAACUUAGAACCAAUAUCUGAUUUUAUUUUUUUUUCCACACACUGAAGCUGUGAUAAUGCAUGGUCAAAACUAAGCAUCAAUAGACUCCUUUAAAGAGACAGGAAAAUCUCCCAAGUCUAGCAGUUGUGCAGCAGCCAACUGCCUCUGCAGCCAGUUGCUGGGGAUCAAGGUUUAAUUAAGCAGGAGAUGCUGAUCAGUCCAUGGGCUGUCUGCAAGGGCCACUUUGGAGUCCAGAUACAUAAUUACUUGCAGACUGUUUUUGUUCCCGUGUGUUCC
This is a messenger RNA of Phasianus colchicus (ring-necked pheasant), 3417 nucleotides long. RefSeq names its product ELOVL fatty acid elongase 7 (gene ELOVL7). Gene Ontology annotation, cellular component: endoplasmic reticulum membrane; endoplasmic reticulum. Lineage: Eukaryota; Metazoa; Chordata; Aves; Galliformes; Phasianidae. Gene Ontology annotation, molecular function: fatty acid elongase activity. The record is from RefSeq and is a predicted model, not a curated record. Gene Ontology annotation, biological process: fatty acid elongation, polyunsaturated fatty acid; sphingolipid biosynthetic process; fatty acid elongation, monounsaturated fatty acid.